Messenger RNA from Phodopus roborovskii (desert hamster), 1542 nucleotides. Its product is annotated as zinc finger protein 664. Gene Ontology annotation, molecular function: DNA-binding transcription factor activity, RNA polymerase II-specific; RNA polymerase II cis-regulatory region sequence-specific DNA binding. The annotation marks the transcript as partial. NCBI's taxonomy places the organism in Eukaryota, Metazoa, Chordata, Mammalia, Rodentia, Cricetidae. Gene Ontology annotation, biological process: regulation of DNA-templated transcription. The transcript has 2 exons. The record is from RefSeq and is a predicted model, not a curated record.
AAACCUUUUGUUUGUAAUUGUUCCUUUAAUAGGUAUAUCAUCUGUCACUCUGGAUAUAAGCCAAAUGAGCAUGAGGGAUAUGGAAAGAAGCAAUGUGCCUCUCUCUCUCCCAGAAAAAUUAGAAGAUAUGUAGUAGUUAACACUAUUAGUAGACAGUGUGUUCAUGAUACAAAUGUAGAAUUAAUUGGAUUUCCAUCUUCACUGGGAAUACAUCAACAUAGUUACACUGGAGAAAAGCCUUAUGAGUACAAGGAAUAUGGAAAUUCUUCUCUCUGUCCUGGUUCAUGUUGCACAUGUAAUGUGAUUCCCACUAUAGGACAAUGUUAUGAAUGCAACCAGUGUGGUAAAGCUCUGAGUUCUACUUCUCUUCAAACACGUAAAAUAUUUCAUAUGGGUAAAGGAUGCUGUAAAUGUGAGUCAUGUGCUAAAGGAUUUAACCAUCACAGGUAUCUUCAAACAUACAGGAGAUCCCAUAAUGAAGACAAAUCUUAUGAAUGUAAACAAGGGGAUAAAACAUUUAAAUCUGAUUCCUCUUUACAAUUACAUGAAAGAACGCCUUUGAAACUAAAAUAUUAUGAAUACAAUCAAGGUAAUAAUGCCUUUGCAUGUCAUAGUUAUCUUCAAGAACCUAAAACUCACUCUAGAGGGCAACAAUAUAGAUGUCAUCAGUGUGAUAAGGCCUUUCAUUGUUGCAAUUCUCGUCAAACACAUGAAAUAAUUCAUACUGGAGAGAAACCUUAUGAAUGUAACCAAUUCAGCAAAGCCUUUGCAAGUACUGAUGAUCUUCAUAGGCAUGAAAGUAUUCAUACUAGAGAGAAACCCUAUCGAUGCAAUCAAUGUGGUAAAGCCUUUGCACAGAAGAGUAAUCUUCACAGGCAUGAAAGAAGUCAUACUGGAGAGAAACCCUAUGUUUGUUAUCAAUGUGGCAAAGCCUUUACAGAUAGCAGUAGUCUUCACAAGCAUGAAAGGAAUCAUACUGGAGAGAAACCCUAUGAAUGUAAUCAAUGUGGUAAAGCCUUUGCAAAUUCCAGCAAUCUUAAACAACAUGUAAGAAAUCAUACUGGAGAAAAACCAUAUGAAUGUAAUCAAUGUGGUAAAGCCUUUGCAUAUCCUAGUAGCAUCCAAAGGCAUGAAAGAAGUCAUACUGGAGAGAAACCCUAUGAAUGUAAUCAGUGUGGUAAAGCCUUUGCACAGAAGAGUCAUCUUCACAGUCAUGAAAAAACUCAUACUGGAGAGAAACCCUAUGAAUGUACUCAAUGUGGUAAAGCCUUUGCAGAGAAGAGUCAUCUUCACAGACAUGAAAGAAGUCAUACUGGAGAGAAUCCGUAUGAAUGUAAUCAAUAUGGUAAAGCUUUUGCAUGUAACACUCAUCUUCAAAAUCAUGAAAUACAUACUAGAGAAAAAUCCCAUGAACAUAAAAAAGAGGUAAACCUUUGCACACUAGACAGAGACAAUCAUUUUGGAGAUGCCAGUAUCAUGGGGUGUCCACCAAGACCGUUAGUAGUGGUGAAAUAGAACCAGUCAAUUUGGUUUUGUUUUUCA